CCCACCUGAUGAGAUAACUCCCCAGUUCCUCCCACCUCCCUCAACUCUCCUCUUUCCUCGAUUAUGGGUGUUAUAAAAACAAUCGAUUCUUUGAAACCGUAUACACAAAGAAGAUUAUACUUUAGGACGUACGGGGAAGCUAUACCAGUGAAGGAACUUGCUGAGCGUGUCUCUAGUUACGUCCACCUUUGCACACUUUACUGGUGGAUGAGACCUUUCAGGUGUGGAGUUAUCCUUGGAGGUUAUGAUAGAGACGGUCCACAGUUAUACAUGGUCGAACCAUCUAGUAUUUCCCACAGGUAUUAAGGAGCUGCAAUCUGAAAGGGUAGGCAGGCUGCUAAGACGGAGAUUGAAAAGUUGAACCUUUCUGAGAUGUCAUGUAGGGAGGGGAUUGUUGAAGUUGCUAAGAUGUGAGUAUUAUUGUGGAUUCGAUUAGUUUGCAUGAGCUAAAGUCCAUUAUUACCAUAUGACCUCCUCACCCACUCCGUUCCUGCAGUAUCUACAACGUGCAUGAUGA
This is a messenger RNA of Papaver somniferum (opium poppy), 517 nucleotides long. RefSeq names its product proteasome subunit alpha type-3-like. Lineage: Eukaryota; Viridiplantae; Streptophyta; Magnoliopsida; Ranunculales; Papaveraceae. Bases 64 to 306 code for a protein of 80 amino acids. The transcript is spliced from 5 exons. The record is from RefSeq and is a predicted model, not a curated record. Gene Ontology annotation, cellular component: proteasome core complex; nucleus; proteasome core complex, alpha-subunit complex.